Molecule: messenger RNA, 1260 nt
Organism: Fundulus heteroclitus (mummichog)
Lineage: Eukaryota; Metazoa; Chordata; Actinopteri; Cyprinodontiformes; Fundulidae
Product: mucin-5AC-like
Exons: 5
Source: RefSeq, a predicted model, not a curated record
ACAACAGCUGCUCCAACAACAACAACAGCUGCUCCAACAACUACCACAUCUGCUGCCACAACCACCACAGCUGCUUCAACAACUACCACAGCUGCUCCAACAACUACCACAGCUGCUCCAACCACAACAACAGCUGCUCCAACAACUACCACAGCUGCUCCAACAACUACCACAUCUGCUCCCACAACCACCACAGCUGCUCCAACGACAACAACAGCUGCUCCAACAACAGCUGCUCCAACAACAGCUGCUCCAACAACUACCACAUCUGCUCCCACAACCACCACAGCUGCUCCAACAACUACCACAGCUGCUCCAACAACUACCACAGCUGCUCCAACAACUACCACAUCUGCUCCCACAACCACCACAGCUGCUCCAACGACAACAACAGCUGCUCCAACCACAACAACAACUACCACAGCUGCAGCAACAACUACCACAGCUACUCUGACAACUACAACAUCUGCUACCACGACCACCACAGCUGCUCCAACAACAACAGCUGCUCCAACAACUACCACAUCUGCUCCCACAACUACCACAGCUGCUCCAACAACUACCACUGCUGCACCAACAACUACCACAGCUGCACCAACAACUACCACAGCUGCACCAACAACUACCACAGCUGCACCAACAACUACCACAUCUGCUGCCACAACCACCACAGCUGCUCCAACAACUACCACAGCUGCUCCAACAACUACCACAGCUGUAGCAACAACUACCACAGCAGCACCAACAACUACCACAUCUGCUCCCACAACCACCACAGCUGCUCCAACGACAACAACAGCUGCUCCAACCACAACAACAGCUGCUCCAACAACUACCACAGCCGCUCCAACAACUACCACUGCUGCACCAACUACCACAGCUGCUCCAACAACUACCACAUCUGCUCCCACAACUACCACAGCUGCUCCAACAACUACCACUGCUGCACCAACAACUACCACAGCUGCACCAACAACUACCACAGCUGCACCAACAACUACCACAGCUGCACCAACAACUACCACAUCUGCUGCCACAACCACCACAGCUGCUCCAACAACUACCACAGCUGCUCCAACAACUACCACAGCUGUAGCAACAACUACCACAGCAGCACCAACAACUACCACAACUACCACUGCUGCACCAACAACUUGCUGUAACAACUGCCUCCUCAACCUCAACCCCUGCUGCUGCAACCACAACCACUCCAACGACAACCACAGUUUCAUCAACCAGUGCAACAGCUUCAACUGUUAA